Messenger RNA from Paraglomus brasilianum, 707 nucleotides. NCBI's taxonomy places the organism in Eukaryota, Fungi, Glomeromycota, Glomeromycetes, Paraglomerales, Paraglomeraceae. The record is from the annotation of a GenBank genome assembly.
GGAACAACACAGAUGAACAAUUGAUCGCGAAAAACAUAGUCACUGGUAAUGCUAUCUACAGUCUUACAAAAUGCAUUACUGUUGUCCAAAAGGUGCUCCGAAAGGUGCCCAGAGGAGACAAAAACCACCCACUGGCUGGUGUGAAGGGUAUAUACCUCUUAGCUGAUGAAUAUGACGCCUUUGCCAAUGAAUACUUGAAUCUGAAUGACACUACAACCUAUAAUGAGAUCCAGGGCAAGUCCUCACUUAAGGACUUCUGGGCAUGUGUAAAGUCCAACAUGGGCUACCAAAAGAUUGAAAAAUGUUUUAUUACUGGAGUGUUGCCAGUCUCACUGGCUGAUGUUACUAGUGGUUUUAAUAUUGCAACGAAUGUUUCUGACAAUAGCAAUCUUGCUGGGUUCUGUGGCCUCAGUUAUGGUGAUGUGCAUUCUGCUUUGAAACUAUGCUGCUCAAACAGUGACAUUGAAAAACACUUCCAUAUCAUGGUGCACCACUACAAUGGCUAUUUUUUCUCACCAUACAGUACAGCUCAGCAUAUCUUUAACACAAACACAUGCUUAGAGUAUCUUCAGAUGCUUGCUAGAUCACCUAUUGCAAUUGAUAUCCUCGAACAGGUUGGAGGCCGUAAUUCAUUAUUAGAUUCUGACAUCUGGCAUAGUCCCAUCAAAUAUGACACAUUGCCAUUAGAUCCCCAAUCCUCCCAUUUG